Molecule: messenger RNA, 4472 nt
Organism: Cottoperca gobio
Lineage: Eukaryota; Metazoa; Chordata; Actinopteri; Perciformes; Bovichtidae
Gene: lix1l
Product: limb and CNS expressed 1 like
Exons: 6
Coding region: 187-1257 (356 amino acids)
Biological process (GO): autophagosome maturation
Cellular component (GO): cytoplasm
Source: RefSeq, a predicted model, not a curated record
UGCACAGCAGCGCUGAUAUGUGUCGAAUGAACAUCGGCUAACUACUUCUUUCGGCUGUGAUUGACAAAACCCUGCUAACACUUUGUUCAUCCAGCCCUCAGGGACCAUUAUUUGAACCUGAAACCGUCGGGUUGAUUGAUACAAAUUUAAUCCAGACCGGGACUUCGCAGACGUUACGUCGGGACAAUGGAAUCUCACGUUAUCCCGGACAGUAUCCGCCCUCAGAGGCUACAGCCAGGCAUUGGAUUCGGUUCAGGUCCGACCGGGACCCUCCGCUCCUCUCUCCGGCCCGGGGUUACAGUCCCCAUCGCGCCGCUGUUGCCCUCCCCGGCCUCUCUGGCGGCUUCGUCCGGGCCUCUUCCGCCGCCGCCUCCGCUGCAGUUCCACAGCCUGUACGGCGGUCUCGGAGCCGGGCCGUGGCCGGGGGCUGCCGGGCACUGUAACCCGGGGAACCCGGCGGUGCUGAAGGAGGCGGUGGAGGCUGUGGUCCGCAGCUUCGCCAAACACACGCAAGGUUACGGCAGAGUAAACGUGGUGGAAGCUUUACAGGAGUUUUGGCAGAUGAAGCUGACCAGAGGGGCCGACCUGCGGAAUGGAGCUCUAGUUGUUUAUGAAAUGGUCCCAUCCAGCAACCCUCCUUACGUCUGCUAUGUCAGUCUUCCCGGAGGCAGCUGCUUCGGAAGUUUCCAGUUCUGUCCCACCAAGGCAGAGGCAAGACGCAGCGCUGCCAAGAUUGCCCUGAUGAACUCUGUUUUUAAUGAACAUCCCUCUCGACGCAUCACAGACGACUUCAUUGAGAAGAGCGUCAGUGAGGCGCUGGCGUCCUUCAAUGGAAACAGAGAAGAGGCUGACAACCCUAACACGGGAAUUGGGGCAUUUCGCUUCAUGCUUGAAUCCAACAAAGGAAAAUCCAUGCUGGAGUUCCAGGAGCUGAUGACUGUGUUCCAGCUGCUGCACUGGAAUGGGAGUCUGAAAGCCAUGAGAGAACGACAGUGUUCCCGACAGGAAGUGCUGGCUCACUAUUCCCACCGGGCUCUGGAUGAUGACAUGCGUACUCAGAUGGCCGCCGACUGGGUGAACCGAGAACAGAGUGUGGCGAGCACUAUUGCGCAGGAGGUGGCGUCGACGGAGCGAGAACUGGAGGACGCCAGGCUGGCGGGCAGAGAACUGCGUUUUUACAAAGAGAAGAAGGACAUCCUGAUGAUAGCCGUUGGCCAACUUAAUGCAGCAAACACUGCCACGCUGCCCUCACACUAAACCUGCCUCCAUUGAGGAAGCAUGCCUUCACACUCCGUAGGAUUCCUGGUAACAGUAUUGAUCACGUCAUAGAUGUUUAAGGUGCUUGGUUUGAACUUCUAGGUUUUGUAUCUUCUGUUUUUUUUAUUAUGGGGACCAGGUAAUCAGGCCUUGACUUACAGUAUGCACACCCGUCCAUAAAACCAACUUUGCCGCUAUAGCCGUUACCUCUUUGUGCCUAGUGAUUACAGGAUAGCAGUGCUUUUUUUUAUUACCUGUAAACUUGCUCGGCAUUCAGACUGAAUGGGGUAUACAUGUUUUUUCAUUAUUUCAUAAUAUAUUUAGUCGAAUUACACCUACAGAAACACAGCCUGCCUUUCAUUAGUGAAUGUACGGGACAUAAAUUAAUAUGACCCAAGGUAUGGAUUAUUCUGAAGUUUUCAUGUUUUGGGUGUGUUUACUUACAUGUAGUAUUUUAGACUCUGGCAAGUGAAGGUGGUAAAAUGUAUUGGUCUUAAAACCUUGAUGGCACAUACCCUGUGUUCAUUAAUAAUCUGAAUAUUUUUUAAAUAUCACAAGAAAUACUGCAAGGAGAUAAAAGAUCCCACCUAUGGCGACGAUAUUGGCAUGUCAACGGUAUCCGCACAUACACGCUUUAAAGUGAACAUUUCCUCCGGUAGGACAGGCCGAUAUGCGCCAUAAAAAUAAAUAUGCCAUAUUUUACAUGUAACCUAAAUUGAAGGGGUUUUCUUAUUUUGCCCAAUGAAUGUACACAUUUAGAAAAGCAUUGUAUUUUAUGUCCAGUCGGGCAUCAGGAUGACAGUCGGCAUAAUAAUGUGUUAAUUCCACUACAGGAAGGAGAGACUUGAUGUUCUCUGCAACUUGGUGGAAACAAUGUGUGCGUAUAUUAGUAUCGACAUCGGCAAUCGGCCAAAAUGAGUUAGAAAAUAUCGGCAUAUCUGCUAAAAAUCCAAUAUCGUGCAUCCCUAAACCCUUACAUAAAGGGCACGCAAAUGAAUUCUGCCUGUUGUAAUGGAACUAUGGUGUUAAUAUGAGGAAAUCGCUUCCUUAAAUAAUACCAGAAUUCAAGUAAGCAUUGAAGCAUACUUAUUGACUCGUGCAGUAAUUCGUCGGUACUUUGCUAAAAUGUCAGCAGGUGAAUAUUUGCUCUGACAGCAGCUCAGGUUUAAAAAUCCGAUAUUGAACCGUCAUUAUGUUUUCUUUCUUCUUUUUGUUUGUGGGCUUUUGACUAGUACUAGUAGUGUUCAUUGUAUGCUAAGUGACCAGGACACUAGCCGAGUGUAUAUUUUCAGUGUGCUAUCAACUAAAGGAUCUGCAAAGCGAUGCGGUUUAACAUUUACACGAUUGAAUUACUCUUGGAAUGCAGGUCAUGUGCUUCAUUUAGAUGAGUUCAAAAGAGUUCAGUAGACUAAGAUUUAGGACGGGAUCUCCGCAGAAACAAAGCGGUUAUUGGAGGUGAAAUAUGAAGGCCAAAAAAAUGAAGUUGAGGGAUCUUUUGUUUUUUAACAAGCUGAUUCAUCAUGUGUGAGUCAUUGUAGUCGAUACAAAACAGUACCAGCACUUGUGGUUUAUGUUUUUUUGACAUACUGGAAGCUGAUUGUGACCAGUGCUAGUGUAUGUCCAUGGGCUAAAAACUAUGUAUGUAACUCGCACUUAUAAGCUUUCAAGUGUUUUCAUGUUGAAGGACCUGAUUUCGUUUAUACUGUAAAUGUGAUAUCUUUAUAUUUCUCUAUGUAUCUAAAAUGUAUUGAAUACAUUAUACGGAUGAAGGCAUUUUGGUGAGUAGCCUUUUAAAGACCCCAUGUAAUGGAAGGGAGAGUUUAUUUGAUAAUGUGUUGCUCUCUUGGAUGUAGUGUUAGAAGUGAGUUAUGCAAGUUAAACAGCAGGAGGGCUCAUUCUCACCACUGAAUGCAGGAUUAUCAACAGCAGAAACGGAUUACACUAAAUGUGGGGAGAUAGCAAAUAGAAAACAAAGAAGCGGAGAUGGAGUAUAAUUAAAGCCAGAUUCAAUUUUAUUAUUUACUGCUGUGUGUCUUUUCCCUAGGAUCAUUGUGCCUUUAUUAAAUUGGUCACAUGCAACAGUGAAAAUAAAUUUAAAGUUUAAUUUCCUCUAAUGAGGUCUUUAAAGGACGUUCUACUCUGCUUUACAUUGUUUUUUGUUAUUUCAUGUAAAGGUAAAUUUAUAAAUUAUAUGCUAUAUUACUGUUACAGGAUCUUAAAGAAAUAGUUUCACUUUCUGGCAUAGAGUUAGACCAAUCGAUACCACUCUCAUCUGUCCAUUGAAUAUAAGGCUACAGCCAGCAGCCUGUUAGCUUAGUUUAGCAUAAAGGCAGGAAAUGGAAAGUUACCACCAGAAGACGAAUAGGCAAAUUUCGCAAAAUGUUGAACUGUUUCUUAAAUAUGUUACAUGACAUUAGAUUAUGAAGGAUUUAUUAAAUCUACCUUUGGUAUACAUUUAUAAUUAUUAUAUAUGGUUUGUUUGGUACUCGGCUUGCAAAAUAUGUGUGCUGCACAAGCAGGAAAAUGUUUUGUCCCUGCAGCUCUCUUCAGUAAAUACUGAAACGUUUUUAAAAGACAUUUGAACUGAUACAGUGAACUCUUUGACCUCACAAUACUACAGCUCGAACCCUGUUAAUUUCACAUGUUCCUUUUCACUUUUGUUCAAUCCUAGAAACUCCUCUGCAGAUACAUUUUAUGAAUCCAUCAGUAAUUGUAUUGUCCCAUUAACCAAUUUGCUGAUAUUUGCAAAGCUCAAAUAUUUAAAUGAUCUGGUUUCAGGAAUGAGGCUCAAGAUCUAGGAUUGUGUGUGUUUUUGUUGCAUUUUUCUUCUAAUUUAGAUGCUUGUUAUGUGUGGUUUUUUUUUUGUUUGUUUUUUUAUACCACAAGCCAUUUAUAUUCGAGUUUUCUUCUUACAAAUGCCUUUUACCUUUCUUUGUGCUCAUUAUGAAUGAAGGCUUUUUUUAAACAAUAUAUUUUUUUUGGUAUCCAUUUUAUACAAAAAAAACAUUGGGCUUUUUAUCUGUUGGCUGUGGCUUUUAUGCAUGAUGUGUUGAUUAUGUUUUGUUUUUAUAUGUUGCAUAUUCCAUACAGUAUUGUUUUAUGAAAGUGUUUCUGAAGGAGCUUAUUGUAUGUAUUUUCUAUGAACAUUUUGUAUUACAUGUUUAUACUUUUAGUAGAUUUAUAUGAUGUAAUAAAAUGGCUCAUACAAAUGUUUA